AUGUCGAUCCCGGUCGAUCAAGAUAUUGAGUCAAACUACAUUGAGCAUUACCACACUAGUCCUAGUAGUGCCCAAGGGAGUAGUAGUAGUAGUCCUCCAGACCACUGGCGACAGAUUCGACUACUUUUUCAUGUUUGUCUACGUCUGAAAUAUUCCAUAAGCAACAAUGGAGCUAAGAACAUAUCCAUCACAAACCCUUCUGAUGAUGAAUUGCCAUCUUACACAACUCUCUUUAAUUAUGGCAACAAUAAUCAUGAUGACACCCACAGUGACGACAUCUAUGACACCAACAUCACCGAUAUAAAUAGCAAUGUUAACAACAACAGUAAUAUUCAGGAAGUUGUGCCUCUUGCAACCAACAUCAACAAGGAUACUCUUAUUCGUAUAUUGAAGGAGAUGGACUUUGUUACUCUUCAAGAUCAAGGAGGAGUUCAAGGAAUUGCAGCUUCUCUUGCAACCGAUUUGGAGAAUGGAAUUUCUAAUGAAGCUGAAGAUCUUCAGCUUCGACAAGUGGAAUAUGGUACAAACACUUACUGCAUGGAGUCGGUCGACCCUCCAAAAAGCUUCUUCCACUUUCUUUGCAGGGCCUGCAAAGAUUUUACCAUUAUCCUUCUGUUCUGUUGUGCAGUAAUAUCUCUUGCGUCUGGUCUCAAGGAAGAAGGCAAAGAAAAUGGAUGGUACGAUGGGACUACUCUUUUUGUCACCAUCUUCAUAUUGGUGACCGUAAAUUCGUUCAGAGACUACUUCGGUUUCCGUAAGUCACAGAAGCUGCAACUUAAUAUGAAUAAUCAUGGAGGGAUCAGAAUUAUAAGACAAGGAUUAAUGCAAGAACUUUUUGCUUGUGAUAUUGUGGUUGGUGAUCUGGUAUUCUUGAGCGAGGGAGAUUGGGUUCCUUCUGAUGGGUUGUUUGUGCAUGGUGACAAUUUGAAAGUUGAUGACAGUGUCGUAUAUACUAAAUUGACAAUAAAUAAUGUUCAGAACCAAUUUUUAUACUAUGGUGCUAAGGUGAUUCAUGGGUCCGGUUAUAUGCUGGUCACAUCAGUGGGCAUAAACACAACAAUGGGUGAAAUGUUGAGCAAAAUAUCCCAUGAUACUAAUGGAAAAUGGAGACCCUUGCAAGUUCAGAUUGAUAAGAUGAAUUCUUACCUCCAAAAUGUAGGUUUGCUCGUGGAACUGUUACUUCUUCUUGUGUUGCUCAUCCGUUUCUUUAGAGGGAAAAUAGAUCAUGAUACUGGUUACCCGAGUCAAAUUAUCAUAAAAACUUCAGUGGGGGAGUUGAUGAAAGCUGUGGAGAGAUGCAUCACAGAGUCAAGAGGAAUCUUUGCUGGUUCUACAAAUGUGUUUGCAAUCUUGCUGGUGGGGUUACAUGAAGGGUUGUCAUUGAUCAUCAGUCUAUCCCUCUGCUACUGGAACCAGAGAAUAUUAAAAGAUAACCAGGUUACAAUUAGCGAAUCAUUUGGAGCUACCACUUUGGGUUCAGUGACAAGUUUCAUCAUCGAUGUAGCUACAUUGAAUCAGCUGAAAGUCGAUAUCGAUUGUGUUGGUAAUAGUGGAAAUAGCCUGCCUGUCAUCUCUCUAAAUAAUAUAAGGACCAUCUUGGAUAAUAUACGAAAUGCUGGUGUUAACAUUAAACUUGUAUCUGCAGAUAGUUUGGCAUUGGUGACACCUAUAGCUAUCGAAUAUGGAAUUUUUCUCCCCGAGAUGGACUCAAAUUCUAUUGUACUUGAAGGUGAAGAGUUCAGAAAUUUCAGUGAUGCUGAGAGAAGGGAAAAAGCAAAUAAAAUAACCUUAAUAGGAAGUGUGAGUCCUUCAGACAAGCUUCUCUUGGUAAAGAGCUUACGUCAAAAAGGUGAAGUGGUUGCGUUCAUGGGAAACAAAGCUUCCGAAUAUCCGGCCCUUAAAGAAGCACAUGUAGGUAUAUUCAUGGGCACAAACAACUCAGAAAUGGCAAAAAGAAGUUGUGACAUCGUUAUUUCAACGGACAACUUUGCUUCUACUGUUGAUGUCUUACAAGUAGGGAGAUGUAAUUACCAAAACAUUCAAAAGUUCCUACAGCUUGAAGUUACCAUAAACAUAUCUGCAAUCUUUAUAACCUUCGCUACAACCGUCUCCUUAGGGGAGAUUCCAAUAACAGCGUUUCAGUUUUUUCUAGUGAACUCAACGGUGGGAACUCUGGCUGCAUUGGCUUUAUUGACAGAGUCACCAACCCAGGAUGUGUUGGAGAUCCGACCAGUAGAUCAAACUCAACCUAUCAUUAGUAAGUCUAUGAGGAGGAACAUAUUUUUUCAGGUGUGUUAUCAGGGUAUAAUUUUACUCAUCUUGCAAUUUGUUAAUGCUCCAUAUGUCCUAGAGUUAACCAAUCCAAAAGUGAAAAGUUCCAUGAUUUUCAAUAGUUUUGUUCUCUGCAUGAUUUUUAAUCAGUUCAAUGCAAGAGAACCGGAGAGAAAAAAUGUGUUCAAGGGAAUCAUUAAAAGCCAUUGGUUUUUAGUAUCAGUUGGAGCUCCUAUUAUUAUGGAGGUGUUACUGAUGGAAUUUGCGGGAAGAGUUACUGGCUUUCUGAAGCUGAACGGUGUGCAGUGGCUUGCUUGUAUUUCAUUUGCGAUCAUGUCGUGGCCUAUAGAUUAUGCAGGGAAAUGCAUACCAAGUUUCUUUGCUAACAUGUUUACUGGUCUUCCAAGUCGUUUCAGCUCCUCUGGCUGUUAUUUGUCUGUAUGA
Papaver somniferum (opium poppy) is the source of this 2715-nucleotide messenger RNA. RefSeq names its product putative calcium-transporting ATPase 13, plasma membrane-type. Bases 1 to 2715 code for a protein of 904 amino acids. The transcript has a single exon. Gene Ontology annotation, molecular function: P-type calcium transporter activity; ATP binding; ATP hydrolysis activity. Gene Ontology annotation, cellular component: intracellular membrane-bounded organelle; membrane. The record is from RefSeq and is a predicted model, not a curated record. Lineage: Eukaryota; Viridiplantae; Streptophyta; Magnoliopsida; Ranunculales; Papaveraceae.